Messenger RNA from Mauremys mutica (yellowpond turtle), 2365 nucleotides. RefSeq lists its product as uncharacterized. Bases 30 to 1652 code for a protein of 540 amino acids. Lineage: Eukaryota; Metazoa; Chordata; Testudines; Geoemydidae. Gene Ontology annotation, cellular component: acrosomal vesicle. The record is from RefSeq and is a predicted model, not a curated record. The transcript has 8 exons. Gene Ontology annotation, biological process: acrosome reaction; fusion of sperm to egg plasma membrane involved in single fertilization.
GGGAAGGAGCGGCGGCGGCUCCAUGGUACAUGUAUUGCAUUGUAAAGUUGUCUCGUAAAUGUCACAUUCCACCCCCCACCCUCCCAUGGCUUAAGUGCGAGUUAAGUGGGCAAGUCUGCUGGGUUAGCAAAGUGGUAACAGCGUGUACCCUACUAAAUUUGAUACAGAGCCAGUCUUUAUUCUGGAAUGGUUGGGCUUGCAACAUCCAUACCCAAAAGAUUCUCUUGACUGACAAUCCUGACCUUGGCUGGCUGACCCUCCACCUCCCACUCCUUCACUUUGUUCUGGCUACUCUCACCCUGGCAGUGUCACUAGUUGGUCAGCCAAGUACAAGUAGAAGUAGUAUACUAGAGGCAGAGAAACGGAAAAGAAUAACAGCAGAGGAAGCGAGAAAGUCCCGUACUCUGGAAACGUACAAUGUUUGUGACAGGCACUACAUUCUAAUUGAGAGAUUAGUUUGGAUUUCAACUUAUAUUUUUAUUGCAGCAUUGCAACAUACUUUCGAGAAUGUUAAACACAUAAAGAUCAGUGUGCAUCCAACCUCAUCUAUCCAGGUUUCAAGCUCAGGAACAGACAACUUAACAAUCUAUGAAUCUCAUACAACACCUUUUGGGUCUGAAGAAAAGAAAGAAGAGAAAACCCUGAGGAACCUCGUGGAGAUUCUGCAGGAUAUGAUACAAGAUGUUCCUACACAGCGCACACCAACUGAGCAAACAAUCAUUACACCCAAAAUAGUGAAAUCAUAUGUUAAUGGAAAUAUUGACUCUCUUUGGUUAAAUGUGGGCCAAAAACAUGGUGGAAAGCUACAGAAGUCAAAGAAAAAGGCUGCUGUUACAAGACAAUUUACCACAUCUACAACAACCCCAUUUUGGAGACUGCGAACUGGCACGGAAGUUUCUGUUGUUUUACACACUAAUGAGUCUUCUAGCUCAACAACACCACUGAAAAACAUAUUUAUUACAUUUGAAAAUGCUGUUUCGAAAAGAAAAAGUAAGACUUUUGAUCAGUUAACAAAUGGAUCCCUGGAAAAUCUAGUUCAGUCUUUAAAGAAUGUAAAAAAACUCAAAGAAACAGAAAACAUCACCAAAAAAGCAGAAAAACUGAAACACGUUGCAAAGGUGAAAAAGCUACAUGUAUAUGACAAGGUGAAACAUCGACCUGCAGGUGAAGCAAUCUUGGAGAAGAUUGAAAAGCUAAAAAAAUUGUUACAGAAGCCACCACAUUAUGUUAAACAAAAUCCACAUCUCCAAGAGUAUGUUGAAUCAUCUGAAAACUAUAUAACGAAAUCUCUUAUGCUGGAAAAAGAAGCAGAGGCUUCACUAGGUCUGCUGUAUCACCAACCUAAGCCUUCACCUCUGAAAAAAAAGGUAGAACAGAACACAGAAGAAGUAGAACAGGACACAGCAGAAAUCAGAAAGUUAAGAGCAUUUAUUAACCUGCUGUAUGAUUUUAGUCCUCAGCUAACUACAUAUAUUGAUAGUUCUGACAAGAAAUAUGUCCCAGAGGAUAUUAGUGUAAAAGCUAUUGCUGUUCUUGAUGCUAUGAAACAUGUUUUCUGUGGAAGUCAGGCAGAGCAAAACAAAAAGGUGUUGAAGAAGUUGCUAGAGGAUGAUAUAAAGCUUUUAAACAUAGUUCUUAAGAACCACGAAUAGACUCUUAAAAAUAGUUAUUUAUUGGUGCCCUUCAUUGCAUUAACUUUAAUUUUAAAGUUCGAUUUUCUAGUUUGUCAUUGUCAUCUAGACCUGAUCUCUGUUGUAACAAUAUUCAUCUCAGUAAUUAAACACCAUUUUUAAAAAAUGUUCAUUUUCAGUGUUUACCAUGAUGGGUUGUUGACCUUGGAUAAGCUUAUUCUGUUGUUAAAUUUGUGUUGGCAUCUGAAUGAAUUAUGCUUAGAUAUAUUGUUAGUUUAAAAUUUUACAGUUUCCUUUUGUAAGGGUUGUUGUGCAAUGCUGUUGUAAUAUUUACCACUUAGUGUAGAGGGCUGAAGUAAAGUUUUUAGUCUUUUAAUGUUUAUUUGUUAAAAUUAAAUAACACCAAAUAGAUCUACACUCUUGGGCUAGUGACUCUCAACGAUAGGAAUGCAAAGGGGGUUAGUCUGGUACAGGAUAGUGGUUCUUGUAGCUACCAAAUAAACGUCAAGGAGCAACCCUUGGCUCCCUAUUCUUGUUCACAAGUAGAGAAGGCCCUAACUGCAGUCAAACUACCAUGGUUCUGAUACAUGGGGAAGGAAGUGGGCUGCAAAGGGGGCUUCUUGGAGCACUCCAUAAGAACGUAAGAACAGCCAUACUGGGUCAGACCAAAGGUCCAUCUAGCCCAGUGUCUUGUCUUCCAACAGCGGCCAAUGCCAGGUGCUUCUGAGGGAAUG